CACCAGUUUCCGAAUAAGUAUGAAAAUUUAUACUGUACACGUACCUCAAAUUCUUAUACCUUGAAUAAUGCAGUGAUAUUUCACAAUGCUGAUUGUGCCGAAUUUGCUGAUUCCUUUGUUCGAUAUGAUAACGCGGAAGAUGAUGCAUCGUAUCUCUUUUGUCUACAACAGAAAUGGAUAUGGGGACAAGACUUUCUGAAACCGCUUCAUUUGAACGAUGUCUUAGUUGAGCAUAAUAAAAACCAAAGGGCCUUAAAUAAAUUCGGAUAUGCAGAGCUCAAAAACCUACACAUUAUUACAAUAUAUUUCACGACACAAGCAACAAAUCCUAACUUGUCCUACUCCUUUCGUUCCACUAUUCCUGAUAAUAUCCUUAUCGUUGUGGCCUUUGGUGCUGCAAUUAGAGAUUCACAAGAGGAGUUGCAGCGUAAACGACCAUUUUACACAUCUGAAGAUUUUAUUAAGAGGGCAAUAUACAAUGAUACUGAUGAAAUUAAAACGAAGGUACGCAGGCUUUCAUAUUUUCCAUUCGAGAACUGUGAAGAUUUGCCAACUCGAGAGUUACCUGAAUUUAACCCCAGGACCAGCCAAAGACUUAGAGAAAAGGAGUCUGCAAGAAAUAAUACCAAAAAUCUCUGA
Funneliformis geosporum is the source of this 639-nucleotide messenger RNA. NCBI's taxonomy places the organism in Eukaryota, Fungi, Glomeromycota, Glomeromycetes, Glomerales, Glomeraceae. The record is from the annotation of a GenBank genome assembly.